CUGGCCUGCCUCGCGGCCAUGGUUGACGCUGCCGGCGUCCUGGAGAUCGACCUGGUGUUUCCACGCAACGAGACAUACGCCCCGCGGACAUGGUUCCCAAUCGUGUUCGCUCUCCGCAACGCCCAUCUCGCGCAGCAUCUCCUACUUCGCAUCGGCUGGACGAUACUGAACACAACCGGCCCGACCAGUGAGACGCUUGCAGGCCGCGACCAUGACUUGAACUUGACGAGCGGGACCAGCUAUGAUGAGCCAUACUUUGUCUAUGACUGGCCAAACCUGAGAUGGAUGGGUGACGAGGGCCACUUGGAGCUGUUCUGGUGGGCACGCUGGAUCAGCUGCGAUUUGAGCGGCGAGGUGCCCGCUUUCCAUGGCAACAGGACUGAGCGCUUGACGCUGGGCAUCGAGUUCACCAUCAAGAGCGGAGGGCAGGCGGUGGAUCUCGUCGCCGCCACGGCAAACAACAACGAGGGGACGUGCGCACAAUCAGGCGUCGCCAUUAACGUCACCGACGAGACCCGAUGGGUUCCCCACGAUACCUCGGAACCGUGGGCCUAUGCCAACGCGAAUUGCGCCGUGCUGGCUUCCUCCAGCCCUACCCCGACCGCGAAUCCUUGCCAGGUCGAGAUCAACUCUGCUGUUGCCGAGAGCAUAUCGGCGUCCAUGAUAUCCGAUCUCUGCCCCUACAAAGCUGCCAAUGACACCACCGUGGACUGCUCAAAAGACAAUGCCGCUGACCGACUGGCCGUCGCGGGCGUGGCGUGUUUGGCGGCUGCGCUUGGAGCGCUUGGUUUC
This is a messenger RNA of Parathielavia appendiculata, 792 nucleotides long. RefSeq lists its product as uncharacterized. The transcript has a single exon. Lineage: Eukaryota; Fungi; Ascomycota; Sordariomycetes; Sordariales; Chaetomiaceae. The record is from RefSeq and is a predicted model, not a curated record. The annotation marks the transcript as partial.